Molecule: messenger RNA, 1693 nt
Organism: Gekko japonicus
Lineage: Eukaryota; Metazoa; Chordata; Lepidosauria; Squamata; Gekkonidae
Product: guanylate-binding protein 1-like
Exons: 11
Coding region: 98-1693 (531 amino acids)
Molecular function (GO): GTPase activity; GTP binding
Source: RefSeq, a predicted model, not a curated record
GAGGCGGGCAGACUGACUGCGGGGGGCCGAGACGCUGGGGAGACCGCAGCCCGCUCCGGUUUUCACUGCAGGGAGACGAUCAUCCAGGCUGUGAGCAAUGGCCUCCAAAAUCCAGAUGCCAGCUCCUGUGUGCCUGAUCGAGAACAAGGACAGGAAGUUGGUUGUCCAUCAGGAAGCCCUUCAGCUGCUCUCUGGAAUCCGUCAGCCCGUGGUGGUGGUGGCCAUUGUGGGACUGUACCGAACGGGCAAAUCGUACCUCAUGAACAAACUAGCGGGCAAGAACUCAGGUUUCCCUCUGGGCUCAACAGUGCAAGCCAACACCAAGGGUAUCUGGAUGUGGUGUGUUCCCUACCCUGGCAGACCAGACCAUACCCUUGUGCUUCUGGAUACAGAGGGACUCGGUGAUGUGGAAAAGGGUGAUGCCCAGAAUGAUUCCUGGAUCUUUGCUCUGGCCGUCCUCCUCAGCAGUACCCUGGUCUACAACAGCAUGGGCACCAUCGACCAGCAUGCCAUGGACCAGCUCCAUUACGUGACAGAACUGACUGAGCGCAUCAAAUCCAAGUCUUCGCCUGAGGGGAACCCGGAGGCACUGGAAGAUUCCGCCGAGUAUGUCCGCUUCUUCCCAACGUUCAUCUGGGCCCUGAGGGAUUUCACGUUGCAGCUGGAGCUGAACGGGCAGCCCUGCACUGAGGAUGAAUAUCUGGAAAACGCCUUGAAGUUAAAGAAAGGCAUGUCCCGUGAGGUUCACGUCUUCAACCUGCCCCGCGAAUGCAUCCGGCUGUUCUUCCCCACCCGGAAAUGCUUCAUCUUUGAGCGCCCCACCACCCGAAAGAACCUGCACCGGCUGGAGGACAUGGAGGAGAGGGAGCUGGACCCCGACUUUGUGCAGCAAGCGCUCCAGUUCUGCCGUCACGUCUAUAAGACAUCCAAGCCAAAGACCAUCCCAGGAGGGCAUGUCGUCACUGGGCGCUUGCUAGCAAACUUGGUGGAGACCUACGUGGACACGAUCCGCAGCGGGGGCGUGCCCUGCAUGGAGAACGCAGUGCUGGCUCUGGCUCAGAUUGAGAAUUCGGCGGCCGUGCUCGAAGCCACUGGCCGCUACAUGGAGCUGAUGGACCAGAAGUUGGAGCUGCCCACGGAGACCCUCCAGGACCUCUUGGGGAUCCAUCGAACUCUUGACCAAAGGAAGGAGGCGUACUGCCGGAAGAACGAACUGGAGUCCUCCGCCCGCUGCAAGGCUCUGUUGACACGGUUCUCUGAGGAACUGGAGGGCAGGAUCAACGAGGCCUUCUACUCCCGACCUGGUGGCUAUCAGGAUUAUUUCAAUGACUUGAAGGCCAUCACAGUGAAAUACCACGAGGAGUCUGGGAAAGGAGUCAUGGCAGACGUCGUCCUGCAGCAGUUCUUCAAGGACAAGGAGGAUGUGGGUAGAGCCAUCCUCCAGAGCGAUGAAGCCCUCACGGAGAAAGAGAAGGAAGCCGAAGAUGCCAGGACAAGGGCUGAGGCAGCGGAGCGGGAGAAUGAGAUCCAGAGGCAGAAGCAGGCUGAGUUGGAGGAGAAGCUGGAGGACCAGAGGCGAAGUCACGAAGCCAACAUGGAGCACCUGAAGGAGAAGAUGGAGAGAGACAGGGAGCUGCUGCUGGAGGAGCAGAACAGGGUGAUGGAGGCUAAACUCCGGGUCACUAGCCAAUGA